GCUGGGGAAUCCGGAGCCCCAAUCUCCCCAUCCGGGGACCCCUUUUUCUGAAGGGCUGGGCAUUAACUGAGAAAGGCCCUGAGAAGGAGACAGCAUCCUGCCCUCCUCCAGGCGGCCCAGGAGGGGGCCGGGCCCCAGCAGCGUCCGGGGGUCUCACGGGUGGGGCUGAGUGAAGCAGCCACCUGUCUGUGUCGCAGAGAGGCUGGGGUGGAGAUGUUUUCAUCUCGGUUUUCUGCCUGGUCUGUCCUCUCCUUCCACCAGGAGGCAGGGGACGGUUUUUGCACUUUCUUGCUAGGAACCUGAAGCCGCAAAGCUGAUGGCAUCCUCCUUCCCUGUCCAGGAAAGCGAAGCGACUGGUUUGGGAACAGAAUGCUCUAUGAUUUGGAGCUCCUCCCAUCCCAUUAAAGCCGGGAUGCUGUCUGAAUGUCGGAUUGCGCAUCCUAUUGUAAAGUGUACUUACUGCAGAUCAGAAUUUCAGCAAGAGAGCAAAACUAACACAAUUUGUAAGAAGUGUGCUCAAAAUGUGAAGCAAUUUGGGACGCCCAAGCCUUGUCAGUACUGUAACAUAAUCGCAGCGUUUAUUGGUACCAAGUGUCAGCGUUGCACAAAUUCAGAAAAAAAAUAUGGACCACCUCAGACCUGUGAACAGUGCAAACAACAAUGUGCUUUUGAUCGGAAGGAGGAAGGAAGGAGAAAGGUUGAUGGGAAGUUGUUAUGCUGGCUCUGUACUUUAUCAUACAAGAGAGUUUUACAGAAGACAAAAGAACAAAGGAAGAGCCUGGGAUCUUCACAUUCAAAUUCAUCAUCUUCAUCUCUUACUGAGAAAGACCAGCAUCAUUCAAAACAUCAUCACCACCAUCAUCACCAUCACCAUCGUCACAGCAGUAGCCAUCACAAAAUCAGCAAUCUAAGUCCAGAACAAGAGCAGGGACUAUGGAAACAGAGCCAUAAAUCCUCUUCAGCAAUUCAGAAUGAGACUCCAAAGAAAAAGCCCAAAUUGGAAUCUAAGCCAUCUAAUGGAGAUAGUAGCUCUAUAAAUCAGUCAGCAGAUAGUGGGGGAACAGACAAUUUUGUCCUUAUAAGUCAACUGAAAGAAGAAGUGAUGUCACUUAAGCGUCUCUUACAGCAAAGAGACCAGACCAUUUUAGAAAAAGAUAAAAAGUUAACUGAACUAAAGGCUGACUUUCAGUACCAAGAGUCAAAUUUGAGAACAAAAAUGAACAGUAUGGAAAAAGCUCACAAAGAAACAGUGGAACAACUUCAGGCCAAAAACAGAGAACUGCUCAAACAGGUUGCAGCAUUGUCAAAGGGUAAAAAGUUCGACAGAAGUGGAAGCAUCUUAACAUCUCCUUGAGAAAGUAGUUACUUGUUGAGUGUUUCUGCUUACAAUGUAAAUUUGGGGGAAAAAAAAUUCUGUGAAGCCCUUUCUUAAAUUCUGUGUAGUGGAAAAAAAUAUUUUUGAACGCCUAACAAAUUGGUGUGUCUCCCGUUCACUUUUGUAAUGAAACACAGCAUUUUUUAAGUUGUGGAACAUUGAAAUAAACUUCAACUGGUUUGAAGUAAUUUUUUAAUUAUUUGUAUCCAGGAACUUUUUUGCCAGCAAUAGUAUUAAACAGUUGUAAAGGAGUGCAUGAGUAGUGCUCUUUAUAAAAUGCAACAUGCAAUAAUAGAAUAGGUGUGGUCUCAAGAAGUCAAAGCAGCAGGGCUUUUUGUUUUGGUUUAUGUUUUACACUAUACUAAUUUCAGAUAAACAGUUUUCAACUUAGAAAUACAAAACUUUUAAACAAGGAAAAUGGUAAACACUGGUUUUGGGGGGGAAUUGUGUUUUUACUUUGCAUCAACAAGAAUUUAGUAGAGAAUUAAAUGGUGCUUUUGUUAAAUGAACUUCAGAGUAUAUGUAAAUAUGUUUUUAAAAGUUAUGUCAUUAGCAUUAGUAACCUAGCAUUUUCAUUGUUGCUAUAGGAAUUAAUGUUUAUUGUACAGUAUUCAAGGUAAAAUGUGUUUUUGUUUUGUAAAAACUACUGUAGAUUUUUACUUACAAGUGCCUUUUUGCCACCUAAUGUUUUUAUUUAUAGGAAUGCUGAUCUCUUGUACAUAGUUUGUUUUAAAAUCAUGUUUAAUAAGUGUUUGUAUAUAAUGCAUAUGUACAGAAGCUUAUUUCAAAAGGAAAUCAAAGUUGCAUUUGAGGUAACAUUAAGAACUAACUGAUAAUGCAUAUAGAUUUUAGAACACUUUGUGGUUAGUUUUAUGUGUGGAAAGGGAAGCUGUUGGUCAUUGAAUUCAUUUAAUUCUGGCAAAAUACUUCCCCAAAGAUAUAAUUUUAAAUCAUUUCUGAUAGAGUAAUUUUAUUUUUUAUGUCAUAUGGUUUCAUUUUCAUAUUUUGUGAGUUACAUGUUUUACUCUUUUUAAAUAAGAUUUAUGAUAUUUCUACAAUGGUCCAUAUAUCUGCUUAUCCUAUAAUGUGUGUUUAUCUAAGUUAAUAUUUAUGUACACAUACUUAAUUUGUAAAUUUAAAGCAACUCUGGAAGAAAUUAAAUAACUUUUUAAUCCAAUCAGUGAUUUUCUUUGAAUAAAUUGGAAUGUACUAUAAGAUUCAGGUACUGUUUAUAAGUAAAUUGUCUCAAAGUCUUUAAAAUUGUCUAUGAAAAGUAAAGGUAGGGUGGGUGAAGGUAAGUUAUGUGAAGUUAUCGAUUAAUUGUAUUCUGAUCCAGUGGUUUUCAGCCUGUAAUGGAAUUGAUCUCCUACUUAUUAUCUGGUCAGACAGACUUUUAGUUCAAUUUUAAAGCAUCAGGCAUUGCUAAAUACACUGUAUAGAGAGUAAAGAGUUCCUUCUCUUAGGAAUUUUUGGGCAAAGAUAAAUUUGUUUCAAGUAAACAGUUAAUAAAUUUACCAGUUUUGAAAGUUUUUGUUUUUAGAUAAAUAUUGAUUAUGAAUGUCAUAUCAAAGAUCAGCUUUCUUAAAAAUACAUGUUGAUUGUAACAAUUCUUUUUAACAUGACAUUUUUCAGUAGACUAUUCCUAUACUUGUUCACUAUGAAGUGAUACCAAAUAAUUCUUUGUCCAAUUUGGAAACAUAAUCUAGUGUAAUUUUCGAGUGAUAGUAAAAGAUUGAAUCAGUCAGACUUGGAAAAAUUAAACUAGUUUAUUUUUAUGAGAUCUUCAUAUAAUAAUCUUCUUACAUUUAGUACUCUCAACCGUGAUAGAUAAUGCCUUAACAUGGAUUUUAAUGUUUUCUAUUCUGGUUUCAUAGCCAUUAGUCUGCAGUGAUUGUUGUGCAUUUUAAAGUAAACCAUGUAAUAGUUUGUAUACCUUGUGGGAGGUGCUGCAAAAAAAAGUUGCCCCCACACCAUUUUAGCUAACAUUAAAAUUGAAAAUUGGUCUAAAUAAGCUUUGUAAAUUCUAAGGCUAAAACCUUUUAGGGGCUUCACACUGUUUAGUCCUAAUUAAAUACCCUGUCUUUAUUCCGUGACCUGAUUUUAUAACUUACACUUUUUUUCAAUUGCAUAAACUAGUAAUUGAGUCCCAGUCCUGAAUCUGUAGUAUAUUGAUAUAAUGAGCUGAUACUCUUUAUAUGUGGACCUGUAAAGAGAUACUAUGCUGUGCUGUAUUGUGCUUUUUAGCCUGCUUUCCACUAUUAAUUAGCAUUUACCAGUGAGGGUUGUUUGGGCUCAAGUUAUUUAUGUAUUAAUAGCCUGUGAAUAUUGCAGUCCUUUUUAGGUUGUAUUGGUCUAAAUAUGCAUUCUCCAGUGAACUGUUAAGCUGUUCACAUGUAUAGACUGUUGAAAUACUGUACUUGUACACAUCUGACUGUUGACAUUUUGUACUUUUUUCUAAAUCCAAUAUUUCACAAUAAAAUUUGUCAAAAUCUUA
Molecule: messenger RNA, 3869 nt
Organism: Galeopterus variegatus (Sunda flying lemur)
Lineage: Eukaryota; Metazoa; Chordata; Mammalia; Dermoptera; Cynocephalidae
Gene: FAM76B
Product: family with sequence similarity 76, member B
Exons: 11
Coding region: 317-1354 (345 amino acids)
Source: RefSeq, a predicted model, not a curated record